This is a messenger RNA of Durusdinium trenchii, 315 nucleotides long. The record is from the annotation of a GenBank genome assembly. NCBI's taxonomy places the organism in Eukaryota, Dinophyceae, Suessiales, Symbiodiniaceae.
AUGCCUGUCCCCAAGAUCGCUUCUCCUACGCUGCGAUUGUCGAUCCUUAUCAUUUUUAUCGACCGCGAACCCUUCAUCAUUGGGGAUUUGGUGUUGGUGAGCGGUACUCAACCAGACGAUUCUCACACCUGCCUAAAAUGCAUGGUGGUGGGAUCAAAUCCAGAUGGUACUUACAACGUGGAGUGCUCUGCCAAUGACGAGCUGCUGCUUACAGUUGAGAAGAACGAGCUAGCCUAUGCUGAAGGGGAUGCUUUUCGUUUCAACUGCGGCGAGUAUUCCUCCAGGUGUAUGUGGCCCUCUUCAACUCUCGUCUGA